AAAUUCAGGGAGACAAAUGGCGAUGUUUGUAUCAAAAAUUGAGUGCUACAAGCACCAGCAUCACCACCAACUUCAAGGGGUUUGCCCCUAUUGCUUGACGGAGAAAUUGUCUCAUCUUUCCCUUACUUCCAACAGAGAAAUCGUCAGGGUGGCUCCGUCCUGCUCUUCCUCUUCCUCUGCUUCGUAUUCCCCUGCUCUGGGUCCUUCUUCGGGUUUUGCAUCGCCGGAACGACGCAGGCGACAUCAGCGGAAUAUUUCAGAGGUGGCGGCAUCGAUUCAUUACGUAUUGGGUAUUGGGAAUUUUAGUUUGAGAAAAAGUCGAUCGGUUGCUUUUGCGCAUGGGAAUUUUGGUGGGGAGGUUAGGAAUGGGAAGAAGAAAAAAGGGUUUUGGUCGAAGCUGCUUGGGUUGAAGGGGAAGAAGGAGGUUCUGAUGCAUUCAAGAACGGUUAGAGUUUAGGAAAUAAAUUGUGCAUAGUUUUUGUUAUGGUUGGUAAUCAAAAGAAUGCACCUUCUUGGUGGAAACAUCAUCUCUUUUUCUUUUUCUUUUUUUUCUUUAACCAUUUUGAAGCUUUGGAUUAGUGUCAUGAAUUGCUGU
Molecule: messenger RNA, 595 nt
Organism: Rubroshorea leprosula
Lineage: Eukaryota; Viridiplantae; Streptophyta; Magnoliopsida; Malvales; Dipterocarpaceae
Source: the annotation of a GenBank genome assembly